GUUCUACGAACUUUUAGACACUGUAUAAUAAAUGGUAGAUGAGGCUUGAAGGACAGAUCGUUGAAAGAGUUGUCUGAUAAUUUCUCCCGUAGAUCAAAAUCGACUCAGAUUGAAAUUCUUUCUUCCUGUAAUCUAGGGUCCGAAACCCUAAGCCAUACGCUUCCGACACUACAUUGACGCAUACGUACAUUCCUUUCGUGUAUCUCUGGUUUUGCUGAUCUAUGAAUUUGAACCGAUCAUGACGAUUCCAGAUUCGAUGUGUACGAUGAUGGAGAACGGAUCGAUUGAAUUUCCCUGCACGCCGGAAGAAGAAAGGAGGAUUAUACAGGAGCUCACGAACAAGGCCGAGUUUAACCUGAAAGAGGGCGACUUGGUUUAUGUUAUUUCUACCAGGUGGUACACGGCUUGGCAAAGAUAUACCGGGCAGCCUGUUGGUGCGUAUACAUUUGAUCAGCCUUUGGAAGGGCCAAAUACAGCUGAGAGACCUGGUCCAAUCGACAAUAGUGGUAUUAUUGCAAGAGGAAGUGAUAGUGAUUGUGAUGAUGCACAGCUUGUGAGAACCUUGCAAGAGGGGCUUGAUUAUGAGUUAGUUCCAAAAGAAGCAUGGGAGAAGCUUUUUGAGUGGUACAAAGGAGGACCAGCUUUACCCAGAAAGGUCAUUUCUGUUGGUGAUAAUAAGCAGUUAAGUGUGGAGGUCUUCCCACUAUGUCUCAAUAUAAUUGAUUCCAAAGACAAAAGUGAAAAGGUCUUAAGGUUGAGUAAGAAGGCCUCUUUGCGCAAACUUUAUGAAAGAGUGUGUGGACUUAAAGGGAUAGUGCUGGAAAAGGCAAAAAUCUGGGAUUAUUUUAAUAAAAACAAGCAUACAUUAUUGGCUGCUUCAGACCUAACGCUUGAAGAAUCCAACUUGCAGAUGGAUCAAGAUAUUCUUCUCGAGGUUCAAGCUGAAGGGGUUCAGCCUCCCAGUUUUGGCAUGGAUUCUACUGGAAACAACCUGGCAUUAGUUCCAGUGGAACCCAUGAGGUCAUCUGUUACCAUUGCAGGUGGCCCUACUUUGUCCAAUGGUUUCUCUAAUGGGUAUACCUCCAGUAUACAUCAACAGAGUUCUUCAAGCUCCACACUUGGAGACAUGGAGGAUGGAUAUGAAAACCAAAGAAAUACAACAAAAGGAGAGAGUGGGGGCUUGGCAGGGCUGCAAAACUUGGGUAACACCUGCUUUAUGAAUAGUGCUCUCCAGUGUUUAGUUCACACACCUCCACUUGUUGAGUACUUCUUGCAAGAUUACAGUGAUGAGAUCAACAGGCAUAAUCCCCUAGGGAUGCAUGGUGAGCUUGCACUUGCAUUUGGUGAGCUAUUGAGGAAACUUUGGUCCUCUGGCCGGACAUCAGUCGCUCCUCGUGCAUUCAAAGGAAAACUUGGUCGCUUUGCUCCACAGUUUAGCGGGUAUAACCAGCAUGAUUCACAGGAACUUCUUGCUUUUCUUCUGGAUGGGUUGCAUGAAGAUUUGAAUCGUGUUAAGCAAAAGCCUUAUAUUGAAACUAAAGAUUCUGAUGGCCGUCCAGAUGAGGAGGUCGCAGAUGAGUUUUGGAGAUACCAUAAAGCUAGAAAUGACUCUGUAAUAGUGGAUGUUUGUCAGGGUCAAUAUAAGUCAACAUUGUGUUGCCCAGAUUGCAACAAAAUCUCAAUUACAUUUGAUCCGUUCAUGUACUUGUCCUUGCCUCUUCCUUCAACUGCCACCAGGAUAAUGACAGUGACUGUGUUUUAUGGUGACGGAAGUGGCCUUCCAAUGCCAUAUACAGUUACUGUUUCAAAACAUGGUUGCUAUAAAGAUCUCUUACAGGCUUUAGGAACGGAAUGUUGCUUACAGAGUGAUGAAUAUUUGUUGCUUGCUGAGGUUUACGACCAUCGAAUUUUUCGAUACUUGGAUAACUCUUCUGAUCAGUUGCAUUCAAUUAAAGAUGAUGAACAUAUUGUUGCCUAUAGACUUCCCAAAAGAGCAGCAAGAUUAACAAAACUGGAGAUUUGCCACCGGUUCCUGGAAAAAUGUAGCAUAGAGAGCUCGAAGGCUGGAGAGAGGAAGCUCUUCUUGACACCACUUGUUACUUUCUUGGAGGACCCUGUGACUGGAGUCAAUAUUGAUCUUGCUGUUGACAGAAUGCUUUCUCCUUUAAGAAGAAAAUCAUACUUCAAGACCCAUGAUCUUGGGUAUAGGGAAAAUGGCUCUGCCUCAGAAGUUGUAGAACCAGGGAACAACUGUAGCACCCAGUCUGAUUCUAUUGUUAAAUCUGCAGAUGAUAUAGAACCAGAAGGAAGUUCCCGCAGUGAGUUGUCGUUUCAUCUUUGUAUAACAGAUGAGCGGGGUUCAACCUGCCGGCCAAUUGUGAAUGAUACACCAAUAAAACAUGGAACUGGUGGAAUUGUAAAGGUGUUUCUGGACUGGACUGACAAAGAGCACGAAUCAUUUGAUCCCAGCUAUUUGAAGGAUCUUCCUGAAGUACACAAAAGCGGACUCACUGUGAAAAAAACUAAGCCGGAGGCUAUUUCCUUAUUUUCCUGUUUGGAGGCAUUCUUGAAGGAAGAACCUUUGGGACCUGAUGAUAUGUGGUAUUGUCCUCGCUGCAAGGAACAUAGACAAGCAACCAAGAAGUUAGAUUUGUGGAGGCUGCCUGAUAUACUUGUCUUUCACUUGAAGCGUUUCUCGUAUAGUCGCUGGCUGAAGAACAAGCUUGAUACCUUUGUGAACUUUCCCAUUCACAAUCUUGAUCUAAGCAAGUAUGUGAAAAGUAACACUGCAUCCGAGGGUGCACAUGUUUAUGAGUUGUUUGCCAUCAGUAAUCAUUAUGGUGGCCUAGGUGGUGGGCAUUACUCUGCUUACUGCAAGUUAGUCGAUGAGAACAAAUGGUAUCAUUUCGAUGAUUCCCAUGUUUCUGCUGUUGCCGAGUCUGAUAUAAAGACAUCAGCUGCCUAUGUGCUCUUCUACCAACGAGUUAAGGUGCAAGAAAACGGAACGACUGGAGGACCAUCCCACAGUCAUACAUCAUGAAGGCUUUUGCUUAACGUCUGUUUGCCAUAAUCUAUUAUUUGGUGCUUCACUUCUUCGAAGGAACUAUCAACUCGAGCAAUACUUACACACCAAGCGGGUAUACACGAAGUUGUAGCUCACUUGGUUUGCCGCCUUGCCGGUGUAUGAUGGAGACAAUAGAAAGCAUGCUUUAAGGUGAAGCAUAUGCAGUUUUGUGGAGCAGCUAGGGCACAGAGGGAUAGGGGAGAGUCUUAAUGGAAGCAAGAGUUGUAGUAUUGUAGACUAGCAGCAGGGGCCCUUUUUCAGAUUUAAAAAUUAAUUAUUUUAUCGUUAUUCGAAAGGCAUAAAAUGGUUGCAUUUUCUUAUGGCUCCGUAUUUAUUACUGUAUUCUUUUGAAAAAUGGUAGUGUCAGCAAGGCUUGUAGGAAUGUUUGGGGGGUAGGGGAUAGAAAAACCAUUUAUAAUGGGUAUUUCCUACUCUGAUAUUGAAUUCUUGCAGAGUUUAAACCCCAUGGAUUUCAAAUUGGUUGCACAUUUUAUUUCAUUUUCUUA
Molecule: messenger RNA, 3570 nt
Organism: Ipomoea nil (Japanese morning glory)
Lineage: Eukaryota; Viridiplantae; Streptophyta; Magnoliopsida; Solanales; Convolvulaceae
Product: ubiquitin carboxyl-terminal hydrolase 9-like
Exons: 14
Coding region: 239-3040 (933 amino acids)
Biological process (GO): protein deubiquitination
Molecular function (GO): cysteine-type deubiquitinase activity
Source: RefSeq, a predicted model, not a curated record